This is a messenger RNA of Oncorhynchus tshawytscha (Chinook salmon), 3804 nucleotides long. RefSeq names its product matrix metallopeptidase 21 (gene mmp21). The transcript is spliced from 3 exons. Gene Ontology annotation, cellular component: extracellular matrix. Gene Ontology annotation, biological process: proteolysis; collagen catabolic process; extracellular matrix organization. The coding region runs from base 592 to 3657 and encodes 1021 amino acids. The record is from RefSeq and is a predicted model, not a curated record. Gene Ontology annotation, molecular function: metalloendopeptidase activity; zinc ion binding. Lineage: Eukaryota; Metazoa; Chordata; Actinopteri; Salmoniformes; Salmonidae.
AUUGAAAAAUAUUAAUUUAAUUAUAAAAAAUUAAAUAGUGAACAAUUAGUGCACAGCUCUAACAAUAUGUUGAAAUGGUGAUUUAUUGAUUUUUAUUUAUGGCCGUUUUUUUUUAAACUGAAUAAAUCCAUCUGAGGGGGAGAGACGCGCGCCAUGCGUUCCAACCAGGUGUGUUCCUGGGCGGGAGUCGCGUGGCUGUUUUCCCGCCCCUUACUGUCCGGGCUGAAAUGCCAACGGUUAAGACCGCUCCGUAUCCAUUAGUAACCAGUAUCCAUUAGUAACCAGGGAAGCGUUAGGCACACAGUUGGCGGACAUUUUUAAUUUAGCAGCCGCUUUAGAGGUGUUUGUUUACCUUUCGCAGCUGAGUGCGUAAUGCGAGUCAUAGGCCAUCUCUAUAGGUCUACUUUAUUGAAGUGUCGAUACUCUGUAAAACUUCAAAGUGUGUCACGUUUUAAAGGGCGUAACUUUGGAAAAGAGCCUUUACAUUUUGGUUGAGGACAUGAUUUCACUCUUCAGUGGGUCAUUAUCUCCCUCUCUCUCUCUCGCCAUCAUCAAACUGACCCGUGUCAAGACACACCGCAACAAACCACGAUGCUGAUUUUACUCCAGUUGAUAAAUGUAUUGUUGUUGACCAACAUUGGCUCCACUGAUGCAGAGAAACUCUUCCACAGUCGGGAUCAUUCCGACCUAGAGAUCCCCUCCUCUCACCAGGCUGAGCUCAUAACAGACCAGGAUACUGCAGAGCUAUUUCUCUCAAGGUACGGCUUCAUAAGACCGGUGAACUGGGAGGAGCUCCAGUUUGACCAAUCAACAGGCAUUUCUAACGAUGAAGACUUUCCCGGGGAGGAAGACCUAUCUGGGAUACAGGAGGGAGACUCAUCGUUGUCACGUGCAGAGACUGAUGAUGAUGAUGAUGAUGACGAAGACUCUCCAAAUCCCACUGAAAGCCAAGCCUUCAUCUCAGCUCUCAGAGACUUCCAGAUGGUGUCCGGCCUGUCUGUCACAGGGCGGUUUGACGACGCCACCAAGGCUGCCAUGAACAAGCCAAGGUGUGGGGUCCCGGAUAAGGAGACGGAUGAUGCUACUGAUGAAGUACACGACUCCACCAGCUCAGCACUUGGUAUCAACACCGCCACCUGGCUAACUAAGAACACAGACACCUCAGAAUACUCUAACAAAACAUUCAGUGGUGUUUUAAAUGGCUCUGCUACUGAUUACCCAGUGGACAAUAACAUAUUCGCUGACCUUUCUAAUGGCACUGAUGGAAACUAUACAGAGGUUGACAAUUCAUUCAGUGACAUUUUUAAUAGCACUGUCAGUACCUACAAAGAUGAUAUAUCUGCCAGUAGCACAACAGAAUACUACGACCCAGUCGGUGAUACUCUCAAUGAUUCUGCUAUAAACAACACAGAGAAUAACAGCAAUGCACACAGUCACACAGGGAACGACCCUACCACUGCUACUGACAGACCUCAUCAGAGCCCUCCUCCUACCACUGCUACUGACAGACCUCAUCAGAGCCCUCCUCCUACCACUGCUACUGACAGACCUCAUCAGAGCCGUCCUCCUACCACUGCUACUGACAGACCUCAUCAGAGGCCUCCUCCUACCACUGCUACUGACAGACCUCAUCAGAGGCCUCCUCCUACCACUGCUACUGACAGACCUCAUCAGAGCCCUCCUCCUACCACUGCUACUGACAGACCUCAUCAGAGCCCUCCUCCUACCACUGCUACUGACAGACCUCAUCAGAGGCCUCCUCCUACCACUGCUACUGACAGACCUCAUCAGAGCCCUCCUCCUACCACUGCUACUGACAGACCUCAUCAGAGCCCUCCUCCUACCACUGCUACUGACAGACCUCAUCAGAGGCCUCCUCCUACCACUGCUACUGACAGACCUCAUCGGAGGCCUCCUCCUACCACUGCUACUGACAGACCUCAUCAGAGCCCUCCUCCUAUCACUGCUACUGACAGACCUCAUCAGAGCCCUCCUCCUACUACUGCUACUGACAGACCUCAUCAGAGCCCUCCUCCUACCACUGGUACUGACAGACCUCAUCAGAGGCCUCCUCCUACCACUGCUACUGACAGACCUCAUCAGAGAGCCCUCCUCCUACCACUGCUACUGACAGACCUCAUCAGAGCCCUCCUCCUACCACUGCUACUGACAGACCUCAUCAGAGGCCUCCUCCUACCACUGCUACUGACAGACCUCAUCGGAGCCCUCCUCCUACCACUGCUACUGACAGACCUCAUCAGAGCCCUCCUCCUACCACUGCUACUGACAGACCUCAUCAGAGGCCUCCUCCGACCACUGCUACUGACAGACCUCAUCAGAGCCGUCCUCCGACCACUGCUACUGACAGACCUCAUCAGAGCCCUCCUCCUACCACUGCUACUGACAGACCUCAUCAGAGGCCUCCUCCUACCACUGCUACUGACAGACCUCAUCGGAGGCCUCCUCCUACCACUGCUACUGACAGACCUCAUCAGAGCCCUUUUCCUACCACUGCUACUGACAGACCUCAUCAGAGCCCUCCUCCUACCACUGCUACUGACAGACCUCAUCAGAACCCCUCCUCCUACCACUGCUACUGACAGACCUCAUCAGAGCCCUCCUCCUACCACUGCUACUGACAGACCUCAUCAGAGGCCUCCUCCUACCACUGCUACUGACAGACCUCAUCAGAGCCCUCCUCCUACCACUGGUACUGACAGACCUCAUCAGAGGCCUCCUCCUACCACUGCUACUGACAGACCUCAUCAGCGUCAGAGCCCUCCUCCUAUCACUGCUACUGAUAGACCUCAUCAGAGCCCUCCUCCUACCACUGCUACUGACAGAUCUCAUAAGAGCCCUCCUCCUACCACUGCUACUGACAGACCUCAUCAGAGAGCCCUCCUCCUACCACUGCUACUGACAGACCUCAUCAGAGCCCUCCUCCUACCACUGCUACUGACAGACCUCAUCAGAGGCCUCCUCCUACCACUGCUACUGACAGACCUCAUCAGAGCCCUCCUCCUACCACUGCUACUGACAGACCUCAUCAGAGCCCUCCUCCUACCACUGCUACUGACAGACCUCAUCAGAGCCUUCCUCCUACCACUGCUACCGACAGACCUCAUCAGAGCCCUCCUCCUACCACUGCUAAUGACAGACCUCAUCAGAGCCCUCCUCCUACCACUGCUUCUGACAGACCUCAUCAGAGGCCUCCUCCUACCACUGCUACUGACAGACCUCAUCGGAGCCCUCUUACUACCACUGCUACUGACAGACCUCAUCAGAGCCCUCCUCCUACCACUGCUACCGACAGACCUCAUCAGAGCCCUCCUCCUACCACUGCUACUGACAGACCUCAUCGGAGCCCUUUUCCUACCACUGCUACCGACAGACCUCAUCGGAGCCCUCCUCCUACCACUGCUACCGACAGACCUCAUCGGAGCCCCUCUCCUACCACUGCUACUGACAGACCUCAUCAGAGGCCUCCUCCUACCACUGCUACUGACAGACCUCAUCAGAGCCCUCUUACUACCACUGCUACUGACAGACCUCAUCAGCAUCAGAACCGCGUGGCCUCACUGCUGUCCAAGCGGAGGCAGAAGAGACAUGUGGGGAGACGUGCAUGGGGAAACAUGGCAUUCUCCAAAAUGGUGCUGAAGUGGAGGCUGAUAGGAGAGGGUUACAGCAGUCAGCUGACCAUACAGGACCAGAGACACAUCAUCAGCCUGGCCUUCAGAAUGUGGAGCGAGGUGUCUCCCCUGGAGUUUAUAGAGGACACAUCCUCUCCCCUGGCGGAUGUAGACA